AUGGGGAUUGUGGCUGCUGCCAAUGUGUACAUGAGUCUGGAACACCUGAUCGAUGCUGGCGGAGUUGGAGGAGCACACCCGCCUACGGCUCCAUGCCAUACUCUCGAUGCCGCUGCUGACGGUUACGUCAAGGCUGAGGCGGUAAACACAGCCAUCGUUAAGAGAUUGUCGGAUGCCAUCCGUGAUGCGGACCCUAUUCGUGCUGUGGUUCUCGCGGCUUACGCGAACGCUGGUAUCACGGACUUCAACAAGACUGCCUUCUUUGAGUUCCACGGCACAGCAACGCAAGCCGGUGACGCCGCAGAAAGUGAGGGAGUUGCAUCGGUCUUCUCUGCGACCCGAGCUGCCGAAAGUCUGUUGAACAUAGGAUCUGUAAAGAGCAAUGUCGGUCAUUUGAGCAUGAAAUCUACCCAGAUAAACUAA
Aspergillus clavatus NRRL 1 is the source of this 423-nucleotide messenger RNA. RefSeq lists its product as uncharacterized. The coding region runs from base 1 to 423 and encodes 140 amino acids. The transcript has 2 exons. Gene Ontology annotation, biological process: secondary metabolite biosynthetic process; fatty acid biosynthetic process. The record is from RefSeq and is a predicted model, not a curated record. NCBI's taxonomy places the organism in Eukaryota, Fungi, Ascomycota, Eurotiomycetes, Eurotiales, Aspergillaceae. Gene Ontology annotation, molecular function: fatty acid synthase activity.